ACGAGAGCUCCGCCCCCCCGUGGGGUGGGCCCCGGUCGGUGCGGCUGGCUCUCCCCUUCUCCCUCCUGGGCCCGCGAGGACGCUGUGGGAUUUGGCACCAUGUCUGUGUCAAGGCUGGCUCGGUUGCUUGGCUGCGUCCCGGCCACCGCGUGGAGAGCGGCAAGAUCACCCCUUUUAUGUCAUUCUGUGAGGAAAAUGAGUUCUCAAGGAGAAAAAUCCAAACCCAUCAAACAAUCUCUUAAGAAGCCAAAGUUACCAGAAGGUCGUUUUGAUGCACCCGAAGAUUCUAAUUUAGAGAAAGAACCACUGACAAUGAGAAGGGGCCAUCUGCAAGCCAGGAAGAGAGUCUUCACCGGAACCCAGCCAUGCUGGCAUCCUGAUCUCAGACUCGUGGCCUCUAGAAGUAAUUUCCAGAUGAUAUUAAUCCUGUUACCAAAGAAAAAGGUGGACCUAGAGGCCCAGAACCUACCCGAUAUGGAGAUUGGGAACGAAAAGGACGCUGUAUUGAUUUUUAAGAUACAUAUUAUUAACUUCAGUAUCUUUUUCUGAAUAUGUACGUCUGAAUUUAUUUCCAGUUUUUUCUUUCUGUAUAUCCUUUAAGUCAUUUAAUUUCUGUAAUGUGUUUAAAAACAUAAAUAAUGCCUUGAAAGAAAAUAUGCUGCUAUAAAUUAAGGGGAAAUAGUUGUACAUUAGCACAUUAAUUUAAUUUAAAUAUAUUGGAGUAUAUAAAUGGUGAUUAGAGCUGCAAACUCAUUUCAUCACAUUUCAGUUUAUGUUAAUCAGCUGCUUAUAAAAUGCAAAUGUAAAUAAAACAAGUUUUAAUGAUUUUUAUUGCUGCAUGCUAGGUAAUAGUGACUUUUUAAAUGUGAGUUAAGUAACACAUUAUAGUUUGAUAAGGCCACAGUAACAACAGAAAAUCUAACUCCAGAGCCAGUUUACUUGGGUUCAAAUCCUGGCUCUGCUACUUAUUAGCCAUGUGAUCUUGGAUAAGUUAUUUAACUUCUCUACAUCUCAGUUAUCUUCAUGCGUAAAUUGGAGUUAAUGCUAGUUUUACCCUAUCAGGUAGUGAGAAGAUAUUUAAGUGAGUAAGUACAUGUAAACUACUUGGAACAGUGCAUAGCACAUGGCUCUCAGUGUAAGUGUUAGCUAUCCUUCGAUCUUAAAUGUAUUUUUCCAAGGCUCUAGGCUUUCUGUGGAGAAAUAUUAAGAAACCAAGUUUGAAAUACUUGAACUGAAAUUGUUUUAUAUGAAUAUAAUGUUAAAAAAUCAUUAGUUGGAAAAUUAGUGAUUUUUUGCAUGGAUUAACUGAGCUGAAAUAUAUACUAGAUUGUUAAACAUGAAAUUUAGAUACAGAGGGUCAAUAUGAGGAAAGCAGGGGAUGAAAUGGGCCAGCUUAGUUUUGAUGACUCAGAAGCUCUUAUAUUGUGGCCUUUGGAUAACUGGGUCAGGAAAAGGCAUGUCCAGUUUACAGAUGUGGAAUGAAGGAAGAAUGGAGACUGCUGGCUCACCUAAGGCAUCCUAUGCUGUCCUCUGGCCUUACUCAGUCCCAGAGAUUGGACCUUCAGCCCCCAGGCUACACUUAAAUUACUUAGGAAGAAAGGGUUUGCAGGGUCUGUAGAAGACAAUGCAGGGAGCUGAUAAUGCUGUGAUAUGAUUUACAAGAGCAAUAUUAUUUGAGAAGAUUAUAGGAGAUUUAUACAAGAGAAUAAACUUUCUUAAAAGUGUAUUCUCCUCAGAAACUAAGUAGUGUAGUAAUUGGGCCUUGUCAUUCAGUCUUGGUAUUGGUUCUCUCUCAGUCAACAUUUGUUCUUCUAAUGGCUGUUACUGUGUAUGCCAUUGAGUAAUAACCACAUUCCUUUAAAAAUAUUCUGUAGGGGGGCGCCUGGGUGGCUCAGUCAUUAAGCGUCUGCCUUCGGCUCAGGUCAUGAUCCCAGGGUCCUGGGAUCGAGCCCCACGUCGGGCUCCCUGCUCUGCGGGAGGCCUGCUUCUCCCUCUCCCACUCCCCCUACUUGUGUUCCUGCUCUCACUAUGUCUCUCUCUGUCAAAUAAAUAAAUAAAAUUAAAAAAAAAAAAAAGUUUAAAAGAAAAAAAAAAAAUUCUGUAGGGGCACCUGGGUGGCUCAGUCAGUUAAGCGUCUGCCUUUGGCUCAGGUCAUGAUCCCAGGGUCCUGGGACUGGGCCCCGCGUCGGGCUCCCUGCUUUGCAGGAGGCCUGCUUUUCCCUCUCCCGCUCCCCCUGCUUGUGUUCCCUCUCUAGCUGUCUCUCUCUCUCUCUGUCAAAUAAAUAAAUAAAACCUUAAAAAAAAAAAAAAAAAUUCUGUAAUUUAGUCGUCCUUCAAUUAGCCCACAUUAGUGUAAGUUUUUAUUAGGUUAACAUUCCAGAAGUACUAUGUCAAAUUAUUUUGUAUAGUUUUGCCUCUGUUUGUGGUAUGUGAUACAGGAGAGAUAACUUAGAUACUUCAAAAAUGAAUAUAAAAUAUGUAACAAAGUGUUGUAUUAAGAUAAUAGAAUCCUUAACCUCUGUUAAUAGUAACAUAUUCCAUGACAGCCGUCAAAUACAUAGGUACAGUUUGGUGGCAUGAAAACAUUUAUGGUCUUUAUGUCCAUCAAACAUUAACAAAAAAACCUGAAGACUUUCAAAAGAUGUAGCACUGGAACUGCGUCACUCACAUCUGGUCCUGUGGGAAGCAGAGUUGACUGAGAACUGCAGCUGCUGCCCCAUGGGAUCCACCCCUGUGUUCCUGCUGAGGCUACACUUCCUCCAGGCUGUUCCCAGCCAAUGAAAGAGUAUGUUGGCCCUCUCCCCUCAUGGAUGACAUUGGCUCAGGGACUCCCCAUUAACCUGCCCAGUACUUUCCUCGGACUGUACUGCUGUCUGAGACUCUUCCUACCCAGUCCUCCUCUCCUUCUCUCUCCCUUCAUAGGUGUCAGACUCUGCCUACUUGUCCCCUUCAUGAUUCAAAACGUUUCCCCAGUAAAUCACAUUUAAUCCCAUUUUAUCAUUUGUUUCUCAGAGAACCCAAACUAAUGUGUAUAGUUUUAAAAGAACAGCCUAUAAAAGAACAACUUACAGACAGGUUUUUAGAAAAUGCCACAAAGCUUGUGGCUUUUUCUAGUACAACAUAGUCUAACCAUUUAAAUUUUACAUUGCUUGGGGAUUCUGGGAAAUUAUAGGUUGUACAUUUAUACAGAAGGCUCGUACCGUGGAAGCUUGUACAUUUUAGGUGUUUUGGUAGAAUUGAAUUAUGUCCAGCGUUUUUCUUAUUGUGAUGUCAGUUGCUGUGACCUACUAUGAGUCAAAAUCUACUGUUACCUAUUACUAAACUUGAAGAGCCAGCUGAAAGCCAUAUUCUGCACAUAAAUAACAAAUGUUCAUUGGAUGAAUAGUAUGGCUUACAAUGAACAAACUUAGUAACAGUAAUUGUUAAUGAUGUAUCAGCAAUUUUAAUGAUACUUUCGGAACAGCCAGUAAUUUUUACAAGUGCGAUAAGAAUGGCAGUGGACUUUUUAAAAGAUUUUAUUUAUUUAUUUGACAGAGAGAUGGAGAGCACAAGCAGGGGGAGUAGCAGGCAGAGGGAGAGGGAGAAGCAGACUCCCUGCUGAGCAGGAAGCCCGCCGCGGGGCUGAUCCUGGGACCCUGAGAUCAUGACCUGAGCCGAAGGCAGAUGCUUAACUGACUGAGCCACCCAAGCGCCCCAAGGCAGUGGACUGUUAACCAAUACUGAUUGAUCAAUUAUGAAGUAAAAUGAAGAAUGCCUCGAGUUCAUUCCUGCAUUCAGUUGAUUCUAUUUAAUCAGUGAUUGUUCAGAUAUUCUGCUAGUCUCUGUGUAUUUGGUGAUGAAUGAAGCAGAGCCCUUGCCAUCCUGUCAUAAAGUCUGAUGGAUUUGAUUUACACAUGAGAACAAUUCCAAAUGAUAACUGACUGAAGACUAAAUGCAUUGCAAGUGACUGUACUUCACCCCAGCCAAACCAAAGGGAACUUCCUACUUUUGAUGAGGCUAUCACUUUCUGGAUUUUUAUUCCUAGAUGACUCUUGAGAGAUCUAAGUGUUCACCUUUUUAAAUUUAAACUGAUUCUGUGAGAUAUGGAUCAAGUCAAAUAUUCAUUCUGUGAUCAGUUGUGCUCUGACCUUGCCAUAUAUCAGACAUUGACCUAGACACUGACCAGGAAUCCGGUGGGGAGUGAACAGAGUGAUGUAAUUAAGAUUCCUGGACAGGUAAAGCUUCCUCAAGCCAUUCCUGGCUCCAGAAGAGCGUUUUUGGCGGGCAUCCCUUUGCACAGCUGCUGGAACUGAAGCUGCCUCUGACCUCCUAAACCAGGACUGGCUGUUAUGAAUGAAUUAUAAAGAAUAUUGAAUGAUCCAUGCAUAGGAAGGGAUAUGUGAAUAUUAAGAAAUAUUUAUCAUCGUUAAGUAUUUGGUUUUGGUUCUGUGUCCCUUGGGGACUUUGUUCUAAGUCUUCCUCCUUGAGAUCUUUCAGUCAUAGAAAGACACCGCUUUCCUGACCCUCCCAUUGACUCUGGCCUUGGUUCCAACAUAUGCUGCUUUUGCAUCUCCCUCCUUUUCUCCUCAGUGGGGGCAAUACUGUGUAUUCUGUCUAAACCAACUUCUCUCAUGAUCACCCAAAUCUGGAUGGAAAAUUAAAAAGGUAACCUCUAAUAUUCAAGGUAACCUCUAAUAUUCAACCUAUUAUUAGAGGUUACCUUCUUAGAUAAAGUAACAGAAUCUACUCUGUUUCAGCACUCUUUGGUCUUAAGGCCCUUUUAUACUCUAGAACUCUUUGGAGGUCCCUUAGUUGUUUAGGACCCCAAAGAACUUGUGUUUACGUGUGUCAUAUCUAUUGAUAUUUACCAUGUUAGGAAUGAAAACCAAGCAAUAUUUAAUUAAUUUUAAAAUAAUCCCAUAAUUGGGGCACCUGGCUGACUCAGUAGAGCAUGUAGCUGUUGAUUUCAGGAUCAUGAGUUCGAGCCCCACCUGGGGUGUAGAGAUUACUUAAAAAUAAAAUCUUAAAAAUAAAAUAAUAAAAUAACCCCAUAACAAACCCAUUACAUGUUAACAUAAAAUAGCAUUUUUUGGAAAAAUAACUAAUUUUUCUAAAACAAAAAUUAAGAGUCGUAUUGUUUCAAAUUUUUGUAAUCCUCUUUUAUGUCUAACUUAAUAGAAGGCAGCGGUAUUCUCAUAUCCUUUUCUGCAUUCAAUCUGUUGUGAUGCUGUUUUUUUUUUUAAGAUUUUAUGUAAUCACUUGAGAAAGAGAGUGAGCGAGCACAAGCAGGGGGAGUGGCAGAGGGAAAGGGAGAAGCAGGCUUCCCGCUGAGCAGGGAGCCCGACAUAGGGCUUGAUCCCAGGACCCUGGGAUCAUGACCUGAGCCGAAGGCAGACAUUUAACUGACUGAGCCACCAGGCACCCCAUGAUACUGCUUUUUUUUUUUUUUUUAAAUAUGGAACGCUUCACGAAUUUGCGUGUCAUCCUUGCGCAGGGGCCAUGCUAAUCUCUGUAUCAUUCUAAUUUUAGUAUAUGUGCUGCCGAAGCGAGCACCCAUGAUACUGCUUUGAUUGAGGUGUAUCGAAGAAAAAAGCUGGCUUCACACAGAUCCAAAAUUAGAAAAUGGAGGAUCUCACAGAUCCCCUGAAAAGGCCUUGGGGACCCCCAGAGUCCUUGGACCACAAACUUUAAGAACUGCUGAGCCGAUUAAGUAAAAGGAGGGUACUAAAUGUAGGGCAAGCAGAACUGGCUGAGCCUCCAAGACCAAGUUUCAGAACCACACAACAGCGCUGGCUGGAGAAAGGAGCUGGUACCUGAAAUUCUAGUCGGCUGCACCUCUUCCAGGCAAGAACCCGCUGACCACUGGAUGGUCACAGCCACGGCAGUAGCCACCUGAGCCCCGGAGGCUGCCGCCAACCACACUGACAAAACAAAGACUUGGUAGCUUCCCCACCCACCCCCCCAUCUAACCUAUUUCUGCAUCAUUGUCCUCUGUGGGUGGACACUGAAGUCAGAUGUCUGUGUACCCUAAUGGAGGAUAGGACAUGUACUGUCACCGAAUUCUGUGUGGCUUUGGGGGGCUCCACACUAGGGAACUUACCAGAUGUGGAGAUGAUUUUUAACAGAUUUUGUGCAGAUGUUACUUGUCAAUCACUAUCAUCUGAGAAAACUAGUUGAGAAUCAGCUUUACUGGGGCAUCAAAUUGUGAAAGUAAAAUAUAAUGUAGACCUUUAAAAAAUAAGGUUUGAGUGAUCCCUAAAACACAUUAAAUGUCUAUUCCUGCUCAUUUGAAGAAUGCUUCCAUAAAGAUUGGACAUCUGAGCCUAUAAUUUCUUUUUAUGCCACUUACAUAGCCUUGGUUAAUGAAUAUGAACAUUAGUUAUGUGAAAGUUGCUUAAAAUUCAGGAACAGCCCAUAUUCAUUUAAAAUACAGUCUAGUUAUAUUUAGGCCCUGCUUUUCUAACUUGGUCGUGGCAAGUGGAAUCUUGUUUAAAGCCUUGAAACUGCAAGUACUCCUAAUUAGGAGUUUUACUAGCUGUUGCUAGUAAAAAGGAAUCAUGGACAGAUUGAGAAGGGAGUUUUUUGUUGAUGCAGGUGUGAGAAGGAGGUGAAAAUCAAAGGAACUUUUUUUUUUAAGAUUUUAUUUAUUUAUUUGAGAGAGAGAGAAUGAGAGAGAGCAUGAGAAGGAGGGGGGUCAGAGGGAGAAGCAGACUCCCUACCGAGCAGGGAGCCCAAUGCAGGACUCGGCCCCGGGACUCCAGGAUCAUGACCUGAGCCGAAGGCAGUCGCUUAACCAACUGAGCCACCCAGGCGCCCUCAAAGGAACUUUUAGAAGCAACUUAUUAAGAGAAUAUUGGAAGCUGAAAACAUGCAAGGGAGAAAACUAGGGAAAUGUCUUUGCAGGGUUGUCUGUAGCCCCUUUAGAAAAAUCUGAAUUUAUAAACUGAGAUGUUAUAGACUGGACUGUAACCUUUAUCUUUUUUUUUUUUUAAGAUUUUAUUUAUUAGAGAGAGAGAGAGAGAGCGCACGAGUGGGGGGAGGGGCAGAUGGAGAGGCAGACUCUCCGUUGAGCAGGGAGCCCAGUGCGGGGCUCAAUCCCAGGAACCUGAGAUCAUGACCUGAGCGGAAGGCUGACUCUUAACCGACGGAGUCACGCAGGCGACCCUGUAACGAUUAGCUUAAAACAUUGUAUAUUUCCUAGCAUAGGAGGUCACUGUAUUCAAGUUGACAUCUUCAACUUUAGAUAUUCAUAAAGUUUGGAUUCUUUGGUUUAUCAGAAGAUUUCAUAUUUUGUCUCAUCCCUCAGUCAAUGACUCAGGUGGAUCCCUUGUUUUUUUCAAAAAAGCUUACACAGAUUUCAUUUUGAGAACAUGCUCUCAUUUUCUUGCUGGUUAGAAAUGUCAGAACUUCUGAGCGAAUUGUCCCAUAUCAAAUCCAAACCCUUGAUUACAUGACCCUCUACCAUUUGUGCAUACCUACAUACUAAAUGUUUCAACUGGGCAGAGCAAUCUUUUUAUUUCCUAAUUUUAUACAGAUAGGUUAAUACUGACUAGAAUACCCCCUGCCUUUCUUUACAAACACAUCUUUUCUCUCUUCCUCCGGUCCUUUGCUGGAAUGAGUCUAGGUAUAAAUUACAUGAGUGAAACACUCUUCUCUGCUCUAAAAAAAAAAAAAAAAAAAAAAAAAAAUCCAAUUCACGUCAGACCUUAAUGUUUUUCUGUAUGAUGAAUCCUGACCACCUGUAGUCAAGGCUGUCACUGCAGCAGCCCCUCGUCCCUGUCGCAGAUCCCAUGGCUGGCAUGCACAGCACCGCCCUGCGUGUAUGUAUGCUGGUGGUUGUGAUGACUCGGCCCUUGUCCUCUUUUCCAGUGUUCUCUGUUUUUUUGUUCUGUGGGGGUUCUGAGUACAAGUUCUGCCAAUUAGAUGCACUUGAUGCGAUUUGAAAGGGGAUGUGAGGCAGGGCCGUCGUCCUGCCACGAGCUCGUACAGUGGGCAGGGAUGGUUGCACAGGCCGGAUCGGCCUGCAGCAGCACUCCGGGGUCUCGUCCCUAGUCCUGUGGGGUCACGAGGCAUCACAAUAGUGACAUCCGUGACUUCUGAUUCCUGAGUCACUACUGUGUUAGCGUAUUGUACUGAACAGGUCCACAGAGAGACUUCCAACUCCCCACCCUCCUCUUUGUGGCUGAAGUGAUGGCCACCCCCUGCCAUAGGCCAGUUUGUUCUUCUCUUUCUUGAAGUUAAUCCUGGAAGUUCAUUCUAGUGUCUACCCACCCGGCACUUCCAAUGUCAUCACUUCAAUACCUUUCCAUUAGAGUAACUAGAAAGGUUUCUGUUUCCUACAAUGAAUCCUGACUGUCAAGGUAUUCAUCUGUGGAUAAACCACUUCUGUCACGUCCUGUUUUGUUCCUAGAUUCUGCACUUGCUUUUCUUUAUGUAUCUGGAGCUACUUGACCCCACCCACAUGCCAAUCCCCACUGCAGGCGACUAAUAGGAGUUCCAGAAAGACAAAGAGAAACAGGGUAGAAGCUAUUAAAGAGUCAAAGCAAGACUAUUUAGCAGAAUCAAAGAAUAUCACCAGACUAAAGAGACCCCCCAGUACCGAUUCCAAGUCAUAAUGAAAUUGCAGACUAUCAGAGAUAAUCAAAAAUCUUCCAAAGAAGAGGAAAAAAAUGUCACAAAGGAAAAAACAAAUGGUACCAACUUUCCAGUAGAACACUGGCAAAGUGUGUAUAUAUAUAUAUAUAUGAUCCAGGAAGAAGAGAUUCAACACAAGCGAUGCAGUAAAGGAAGAUUCCAGGGCACAGCUGAGCAACAGCCCAGAGAACAACCAGUCCAGACAAGACUAAGGUGGGAGGUGUGUGAAAGGGAGAUAUGGGAGAGAGAGGGAAGUGGAAGUGAUGUAUUAUUUAGUUUGCUUGAGCAUUAAAAAAAAAAAUUAUUGAUAAGCAUCUGAGAAAUGUUGGAGAAUUUAGGAAACAUCAACAAGAACCUAGAAAACUAUGCAAACAAAAGAGACAAUUUUUAAAUUAUUAACUCUAGGAAAAACAACUUUGUACAAGAAAGGACAUGGACCUACAGUACACUGGCUCAGAGAGUAACUCAAUGCAUGUAAUUAUUACAUAAUCAUAACAAUUUUUAAGAUGUUAUUGAUUUGAAUUUUUUUGAGUCAUGACUUACCUGUAUGGAGAGAAGGGGAGAAAGUGGGCAGAGGAUGAUAGUGUCAGAGAGCUGAAUCUAGCACGCUGUACUAACAAGAAGUCAGGAGGUAAUUGCUAAAAUCGAUCAGUCCAGAGAUAACAAUGUGUGCACAUCAUGUAGAAAGAGGGAGGUAAAUACCAGAAGAAUCAACUGGAAGAGCUCAGAGUGCUUGCCCCUGGAGGUGAAUUGGCUGGGCAGGAAUUGCUGUUUUUUAUUAGAAGCUCUGUUUAUUAAAAUAAAUGAAUAUAUUAGUUAUUAUGUUAAGAACAUACACAGGUUUCUUGGGAAAAUUUAGAAAACAGAGUAUGAAGAAGGAAACAAAAAUUAUCUGUGAAACCUCUAUACCUGCUUAAUCUUUGGUGAAUUAUCCUUCAAUAGUCUUAAGUAUGUAUAGAUGUUUUUUGUAUAGGCAUUAUCCUAAUAAUUUCAUAGCCAAAAUUUCACUGUUUUAAUCUUCAAUUUCUUAAUCACAAGUGAUCUUAAACACUUCUCCCUAUGUUCAUCAGCCUUUUGCAUUUCCUCAUUUCCUCUAUUAAUUGCUUUUACUUGUCUCUUGCUCAUUUUCUUUUGGAUAUUGGUCUUUCUAUUAUCAAUUUGUAUGAGAUUUUGCUCUUCAAUUCUGCUUGUUUAUGCUGAAAUGUUUAUUUUUAUAGGGACUUCUUUUUUUUGGUAUAUCUUGGCCUCUGUGACCUUAACUUAUUAAUAUCCCUUCACAAAUUCCUUCAGUGGUUCUUGCCCAUGAUGAAGUCCUAAGUCUGUGUCCUUCCUGGUCUGGCCCUUGACCUCUGUUUGGGCCUCUCUUCCACAGGCCUCCUCCAUUCCAGUCAAGACCUACCACUCAAAGCCUCUCAAACUGGCUUUCCAAUAUCUCUACAUCUUUACAGAUAAACAUGCUUUCUGCCUUAAAUGCCUUUUCUUUACUGUCUGUCUAAAAAACACCUUUUGAUCUAUACCUCACCUUCUUGACUAUCUUUUCUGUGUUCUUUCCGCAUUCAACUAUUACAAAUGUAGUAACUUGUUUUAGAAUGAAUUGUCAAUUUUGUCUCCUCCAUUAAUCUGUGGACUUCCUUAUCUAUCUUUGUUCAGCUUUGUAUCCCCAGUUGUGGCACAAUGCUGGGUUCUUAGUAAACACUCAAUGAAUGUUG
Mirounga angustirostris (Northern elephant seal) is the source of this 10322-nucleotide messenger RNA. It is a transcript of the gene SDHAF4, whose product is annotated as succinate dehydrogenase complex assembly factor 4. Gene Ontology annotation, biological process: mitochondrial respiratory chain complex II assembly. Gene Ontology annotation, cellular component: mitochondrion. The coding region runs from base 100 to 549 and encodes 149 amino acids. The transcript is spliced from 4 exons. Lineage: Eukaryota; Metazoa; Chordata; Mammalia; Carnivora; Phocidae. The record is from RefSeq and is a predicted model, not a curated record.